AUGUCAGAGUGUGGAAGGGAGAUUCUGAAACAGCGAAAUAUUCCCCUCCCUCAGAUGGAUCUGUUCCCUACAGGCUCACAGUACAUCUCUUCCUAUCUCGAACAUCUCGAACGGUACCUGCAGGAUAGUGGAAAGUGUCAGAUCCAUCUCAACUGUGAAGUCUUGUCGAUAGGAAGAUCUUCCUUCCUUAAAAGGGAACACAUAAACAGCAGCAAGCGCAAGGGAGCCACCUUCCGUGCUCUGAUCUACAACUCCGCAGAGAACAAGGAGAGAUUCAUCGAGGAUGUCCAGUUUCUUGUCGACUGCAGCGGAACCUGGAACCAGCCCAACCAUGCUGGUAUCGGCGGCAUCCCAGCGCUAGGGGAGACCAGGAUGAUUAGCUCCGGGCUGAUACGGCAGCACAUCCCGAACAAGGAGAGGGAUGCGAAGCUCUUCCUUGGCAAGACGGUUGCCCUCAUAGGGUCAGGGGCGUCAGCUAUCACGUCGCUCAACGCGCUGUCGAGCAUGGCGAACCAGGGAGAAGAUGUGGAAGUUGUUUGGAUCGUGAGGAGGGGAGGGGAGCCAUACAGUCGAGUAGCUGAUGAUCCUCUCCCGCAACGAGAUCUGUUGUACAGCAAGGGGAAUGAAAUUUCCCGUGGCAAUCAUCAAGUGUUGGGAGGCCGAGUCAAAGUUUCAUACUUGCAAUGUGCGAAUGUGCUUGAGUUCCAAGAGAAGGAGCUCGGGGCAGGCAAGAAGGUUUCCAUCUCCUUGUCCAUCCAGAUCUCCAACUGCGGUUUCCGGCCCAACACCUCCAUAUGGGACGAGCUACAAGUACAUCAGUGCUACGCCUCCUCCGGGCCUAUGAAGCUGGCAGCUGCCCUUCUCUCAGCUGGAGGGGGAGGUGGAGACUGUCUCAGUCAGAGCUCGCAUGGGCCGGAGACUCUCUGCUCCCCUGAGCCAGGUUUCUUCGUUUUGGGCAUGAAAAGCUAUGGGAGGAGUUCUGCAUUCUUGCUCAAGAUCGGACACGAGCAGGUGCGGGAUGUGAUGACUCUGAUUGACAAGCAAGCCAAGGAGAUUGUACAGACUGGUGGGUGA
Messenger RNA from Guillardia theta CCMP2712, 1074 nucleotides. RefSeq lists its product as hypothetical. NCBI's taxonomy places the organism in Eukaryota, Cryptophyceae, Pyrenomonadales, Geminigeraceae. The record is from RefSeq and is a predicted model, not a curated record. The coding region runs from base 1 to 1074 and encodes 357 amino acids. The transcript has 10 exons.